AUGAUCUAUACCGUCGCCGUGCCGACCUUUUACGACGAACCCAAGUCCGGUGACCAUUCAACCCACGGAUCCAGGCGUUCAUCCGCUGCUCCCGACUCACCUGGGGAUGGUGAUGAUAAUUCGGGCGGUGCUGCAGCCGCGCCGAUGCCCGAACUCGCAACGGCAAUCCUCCCCUCCACGAACGACGGCCGAGCGCGCAUUCCCAAGCCCGCGGGAGAAGCUGGCCGACCUGACCGCGGAGGAUAUUCUUUGCGAACCGCGCUACGCUCGGAUCCAUCCUUAUACCCCCAGCUUUUGAAACUGGCACGGGACCUGGUGACCAAGCACCUCUCACCAUCCAUAUGUUAUUCCGCUCAGUCCAAACGCGCAUUGGCAGAGGCAAUAAGCGACGGAAGCUCCCAACUUCCAUUGCUCAAUGAGUUCCAAGACUGCUGGCCACUUGUAGACGCGCUCCGCAUGCGCCUUAAGGAGUACCUGCGGAAUGAACUAUCUCUUCGCGUAAACGAUUCCUAG
This is a messenger RNA of Punctularia strigosozonata HHB-11173 SS5, 513 nucleotides long. RefSeq lists its product as uncharacterized. NCBI's taxonomy places the organism in Eukaryota, Fungi, Basidiomycota, Agaricomycetes, Corticiales, Punctulariaceae. The transcript has 4 exons. The coding region runs from base 1 to 513 and encodes 170 amino acids. The record is from RefSeq and is a predicted model, not a curated record.